This is a messenger RNA of Tripterygium wilfordii, 885 nucleotides long. RefSeq lists its product as uncharacterized. The transcript has a single exon. Lineage: Eukaryota; Viridiplantae; Streptophyta; Magnoliopsida; Celastrales; Celastraceae. Bases 99 to 731 code for a protein of 210 amino acids. The record is from RefSeq and is a predicted model, not a curated record.
CUCGUCCAAGCCAAUACAGCAAAAGAGAGAGAGAAAAAAAUCGUCCAUCUCUCUUUUCCUCCGACUUUCAAAUUUAGAAAAAGAAAAAGAGAGUAGAGAUGGAAGUGGAGCCAAGUACACAGGUGGUGGUAGCGAAGAAGAUAUGGAAAAUAGUACGAAUGAUGUUCUUCAUGGUUCGAAAAGGCAUAUCGAAGAGCCGAAUUAUGGUCGAUCUCCAUUUAAUGCUCAAACAAGGCAAACUCGCAACGAAAGCCAUAACAAACCUCAUGUUCCACCACUCCUCCUCCUCCUCCUCCUCUUCCUCUUUCAAUUGCAGAUCCAACGACCCGCUCUCCUUUGUUUCUCCGCGAGAGUACGAAUUCAGUUGCAGUAAUAGCCCCGCUUUUUACCCCUUCUACGCCACCAAUAAACGCAGACACCACUUCUUUGGAAAAUCACAGUCCCAGUACAAAUACGACGACGUCUCAACGGUUUCUGCGGUGCAGAAGGUUCUGGAGAUGUUGAAUAAUAGUAGUGAGGGAGUCGAGGCGGCGUCACCGUUAACGUUGCCAGGGUUGGGGCGGAGUCCCAUGGUGAGGCAGCUGAGAAUAACGGACUCGCCUUUUCCGUUAAAAGAUGAGGGAGAUAGCGUCCAGGUGGACAAGGCAGCUGAAGAGUUUAUUAGAAAGUUUUAUAAGGAUCUCAAGCUCCAGAAAACUAAAUCAUCUCCUUGUUAUUAUGGUGAGAUGUGAGACAAAACCAAUUGAUGAUAUUGGCUUUGUAAUUUCUCUUGAUUUUAAUUUCACUUUUUAUUUCAAAGGCAUGCAUUAAUUUUCAAUCCCUUUUUGUAUUGCCGCUGCUGCUGUGUUUUUUUUUUUAAAAUAAAUUUCAGGUGGUUUUUGGUUU